AUGGCAGAUCAUGCUGUCGCGAGCCCUUCCCCCCAGCCCGACUACACUCGGAACCGGCUGCCGACACUCUUUGAAGUGCUCAGUCGGCGGACACUCCCUCCUGUUGAUCUGUUCUCCUUCUACAUUUACAUGAGGGAUCAGCAGCGUUCAGUCGACUAUCUCGAUUUUUGGCUCGAUGUUGCACAACACAUGUCGCUCUGCCGCCACUAUGUGCGAGAGCUUCGUCGGUCUGUGCUCGUGAGCACACCCGAUCCAGAAAGGGCCUCUAAGAGAUCGUCGGGUAUUCUAGAAGGUCUCGGAGACCUAAGCCAUGCAGUUGCGGGACCAUCGAUGUACGCGACAGAGAAGGAGAAGGACCAAGAUGCCCAGAUGUCGGCUUUCCUUCGGGAAGACAGGGACCAUCAUGAUUCUCCAGUCAGCAGCGAUGCCAGGCAGAACCGCCCGAGCACGAAUAUUAGCACUCCCAGGGAGUUCAACACCGACUCGAACUCUCCCCCCCACGCAGUUGCCCGACAGGACGUUAGGGCUUCUGCUGAGAAGAUUCUCUACACCUUUCUUCUCCCGGGUGCCGAACGCGAAAUCACCCUACCAGGUUCAAUUACUCAGGAUGUCACCCCAGCUAUCGAGGAACUCGGCAGAGAUGACCCAGAGGUGUUUGACGUGGCUAAGGACUAUGUCUUCCAGGCGAUGGAGCGGGAUGCUUUCCCUGGUUCAUGGCUAACUUUCACCCAGCUCAUCUUGCCUUUCACAAUUGGUGUCUACUGCCUUGCUUCCUACCAAUAUUCCCUCGACCCGGUUCUUGCCCUUGUUGGCUUCAGCGAGUACACCCCUUUCAACUUUGCCCGGGUGCGAGAGCCUUACGUCCGAAAACUCCUUGCACGGCGGGCGAUCAUGGUCCUUGCCGUGACGGUCCUCAUCGAUGCGGCGCUCUGUGUACUCUUUAUCCUGGUUCCAGGCAAGCGGCUUUGA
This is a messenger RNA of Chaetomium globosum CBS 148.51, 969 nucleotides long. RefSeq lists its product as uncharacterized. Gene Ontology annotation, biological process: intracellular protein localization. Gene Ontology annotation, cellular component: plasma membrane. Bases 1 to 969 code for a protein of 322 amino acids. The record is from RefSeq and is a predicted model, not a curated record. Lineage: Eukaryota; Fungi; Ascomycota; Sordariomycetes; Sordariales; Chaetomiaceae. The transcript is spliced from 3 exons.